CCAGGAACACGCAGCAGUGCCACAUGAAAAUAAAGGAGCUUCGGCAAGCGUACCAGAAGACAAGGGAGGUGAACAGUCAUUCUGGUUCUGCCCCACAGACAUGCCUCUUUUAUGAGGAUCUGCAUGCGAUUCUUGGCGACGACCCCACCACUACCCUAAAAUGCUCCAUGGAUAUCUCCCAGGAGUGCUGGGCGACCUUGAGCAACAACGAGGAGGACAUUGUUGACGAGGAGGAGAAUGUGAGGCAGGCAAGCAGAGGAUCCAUUCUCCCUGACAGCCAAGAACUGUUUUUAACCCUGGAGCCCAUCCCUUCACAGGACCAGUUGGCGGUGGAGUGUGAUGCUACAGAAGGCACCUCUGCUGAAACCUUGUCCAUCAGCACAUCCUCCACACCGGGACAGAGACUUUCCCAGAUUAGAAGGUGGAAAAAGAAGUCUCAGGAGGACGUGUUCAGUGAGUUAAUGCGUGUCUCCGAGAGUGACAAGACAGAGCUCAGAGCAUGGAGGAUUACACUGUCCAAGAACCUGGACAUGGACAGGGAGGACAGGAGAGCAUUCAGGGAACAAGAGCGUGCCACGCAAGAAGAGAUGCUGCAGCUUAUGAAGGAGCAAUCAGACAUGUUGAGGCAUCUGGUUGAGGUUCAAGAAAGGCAGCUGGAUACUGGAGUCCCCCUGCAGCCUAUGCUGAACCUGCUGCUAUCAUCACCCAGUUCUACAUCCUCCUUCCCCAAACAUCCUCUGAGGCGGGGAGUGGGGGAGGGGAGAUCCGUAUCCCUUGCACUCAACACCAGGGGAGGGUACAAGGACCAGAAGGCACCUUUGAUUGCUACUGCAGUGCAUCUGUAAGCAAGCUUUCCUUGUUUCUUCCCCCACAUUGUUAUCAGUCCUUUUGCCCCAGGUUAUCUUUCUUUUCUUUGCUGUCUCUGUGUGUAUGUGUGCAUAAUAAAACGUA
This is a messenger RNA of Chrysemys picta bellii (western painted turtle), 951 nucleotides long. RefSeq names its product zinc finger and SCAN domain-containing protein 32-like. The record is from RefSeq and is a predicted model, not a curated record. Lineage: Eukaryota; Metazoa; Chordata; Testudines; Emydidae.